AUGGAUGGCCUUUCCGGAGCGGCAAGCGUGAUAGCCGUUGUCGACAUAUCCGCCAAGGUCGCGUCGCUCUGCUUCCAGUACUCAGUCGCCGUGAAGCACGCAAAGAGGGACAUCAGACGCCUCCAACAAAAAGUGACCAAUAUCAAGAACGUCCUUGAAGAGCUUCAACAGCUUGUAGACAAGCAAGGAUCGCAGCUCCCCUCUACACACAAGUUACUAGAGUCACUCAAGGAAUGUCACCAGCAGUUGCAAGACCUUGAAGAUAAACUCAAGGCCAAUCUCGAGCCUAGCGGACGCCAAAAAGUAAUGAGCAAACUCGGUUUUCGAGCCUUGAAAUGGCCAUUCACGAGCAAGGAGGUAGAGCAGACGGUUCAGAAUUUUGAGAAGUAUGGGCACACUUUCACCCUUGCACUUCAAGUUGAUCAGACGGGUCUGAUCCUUGAAUCUGACAAGAAGCUAGAUCUGGUGGACCAAAAGCUGGACUUAAGCAAGCUACCUACCGCUAAUGGAGCAUCCUACAACUCCUACACAACAGACGAAAACGCACAAUGCCUACCAAAUACCCGCACCGAGCUGCUAGACGAGAUCACAAUAUGGGCGAACAACAAGGAUAGCAAAUCCAUAUUCUGGCUGAGCGGCAUGGCUGGGACAGGGAAGUCUACGAUAGCGCGGACGAUUGCUAAGUUGUUUGCCGACCGCGAACAACUAGGAGCGAGCUUCUUCUUCAAGAAAGGUGGAGGCGAGCGUGCCAACGCCUCACGCUUCUUAACCACCAUCGCUACCGACCUAGUGGCCUACGAGCCAGGCGUGGUACCCGGGAUGAGGAAGGCGCUCGACGAGGACCCAAAAAUUGCCGACAAGUCUUUAAAGGACCAGUUCGAGAAGCUGAUCCUGCAGCCACUCCUGGAAAUAAAGCAAGCUAAGUCGCCAGUCUUGGCGCGUGUUGUCGUGAUAGACGCGCUGGACGAAUGUGAGCGAGAAGCAGACAUUCGAGCAAUCCUUCAGCUGCUUGCUCAGACAAAGGACAUCCACCCGGUGCUGUUACGGAUUGUGGUGACUAGCCGGCCAGAGCUCCACAUUCGCCUUGGUUUCAGGGAGAUGCCGAAUGGCACAUACCAAGACCUAGUCCUCCACGAAGUACCAAGGCGCACGAUUGAACGCGACAUACGCCUCUUCCUGUUGCAUGAGCUCGAUAUAAUACGAAAGAAGCACAUGCUUUCUACUGACUGGCCAGCACCACACCAGAUUCGGGGUUUAGUGGAGCUAGCUGUUCCCCUGUUCAUCUACGCUGCUACUGUAUGUCGAUAUGUGGGCGCAGACUCAAGUGAUCCUGAAGAGUACUUAAUCAACGUCUUGCAGCAUCCAAGGUUCGUCUUUUCACCACUUGAUCAGCUGUACUCUCUGGUAUUGAACCAACUGCUUGUUGGGAUUGAGGAAAGGGACAAAGAACCAUGGCUUCAGGCGUUUCGUGAAGUCGUGGGAAGCAUAGCCAUCUUAGAGAGCCCCCUCUCUAUAAGAUCUCUCGCAUACCUUCUUCAAGUGCGACAGACGCAAGUGCAACACCGGCUAAAAGGCUUACACUCAGUUCUCAGUAUUCCUGAGAGCGAAAAUGUUCCUAUUCGGCUGCUGCAUUUGUCCUUUCGCGAGUUCCUUGUCGACCCUCAAAAACAUGGACAGAGCCCGUUCUGGGUGGAUGAGAGAGCGAGACAUGAGAGGUUAGCGUCUCAUUGCCUUCAACUCAUGUCUAGCACAAACGGCCUACGACAGAACAUGUGCGAAUUACAGCCCAGGACUUUAAGAAGCGAGGUCGAUGAAGGGAGGAUUAUGAGCCAUCUGUCGCCCGAACUGCAGUACGCUUGCCGUUACUGGGUGUAUCAUCUUAAGCAGAGCCAAUGUCUUGUUAGCGACAAGGCUACUGCAGAUACGUUCCUCCAGAAACACUUCCUUCACUGGCUUGAAGCGAUGAGUCUAAUCGGAGAGACAAACAAAUGUGUUUCCUUGCUAGAAACACUUUCUACGCUAGUUGAGGCAUUAAACAGUGCUCUUUCUGCAUUUCUCCAAGACGCUCGACGAUUUACUCUUCGAUUCCGCCAUAUACUCCAAGAUGCUCCUCUACAAAUAUAUUCCUCGGCUCUUAUAUUUGCCCCAGAAGCAAGUAUAGUACGGAAAGCUUUUGUAGAAGAAAUGCCAGUGUGGAUUAAGUUAUUGUCAAAACGGGAAGACGACUGGGAUGCUUGCCGCAGCGUGCUCGAGGGCCAUACCUCCUCCGUCAACGCCGUCGCCUUCUCGCAAGACGGCCAUCUGGUCGCGUCCGCCUCUAGCGACAAGACGGUGCGGGUGUGGGAGGCGGCCACGGGGUCGUGCCGCAGCGUGCUC
Messenger RNA from Mytilinidion resinicola, 2376 nucleotides. RefSeq lists its product as uncharacterized. Gene Ontology annotation, molecular function: protein binding. Lineage: Eukaryota; Fungi; Ascomycota; Dothideomycetes; Mytilinidiales; Mytilinidiaceae. The transcript is spliced from 4 exons. The annotation marks the transcript as partial. The record is from RefSeq and is a predicted model, not a curated record.